This is a messenger RNA of Symphalangus syndactylus (siamang), 2905 nucleotides long. RefSeq names its product fibroblast growth factor receptor like 1 (gene FGFRL1). Gene Ontology annotation, molecular function: fibroblast growth factor binding; fibroblast growth factor receptor activity. Gene Ontology annotation, cellular component: plasma membrane. The record is from RefSeq and is a predicted model, not a curated record. Lineage: Eukaryota; Metazoa; Chordata; Mammalia; Primates; Hylobatidae.
CGCCCCGAGGCCGGGCCCGGGGGCGCGGGGCGGCGGGAUGCGGCGCCCGGGGCGGCGAUGACCGCGGAGUGCACGCCGCGGGCCCGGCCCUGACCCCGCCGCCCGCUCGCCCGCUGAGACCCCUGCCGAGAUCCGGACAGGCCGAGAUGACGCCGAGCCCCUUGUUGCUGCUCCUGCUGCUGCCGCCGCUGCUGCUGGGGGCCUUCCCGCGGGCUGCCGCCGCCCGAGGCCCCCCAAGGAUGGCGGACAAGGUGGUCCCGCGGCAGGUGGCCCGGCUGGGCCGCACUGUGCGGCUGCAGUGCCCGGUGGAGGGGGACCCACCGCCACUGACCAUGUGGACCAAGGACGGCCGAACCAUCCACAGCGGCUGGAGCCGCUUCCGCGUGCUGCCCCAGGGGCUGAAGGUGAAGCAGGUGGAGCAGGAGGAUGCCGGCGUGUACGUGUGCAAGGCCACCAAUGGCUUCGGCAGUCUGAGCGUCAACUACACCCUCGUCGUGCUGGAUGACAUUAGCCCAGGGAAGGAGAGCCUGGGGCCCGACAGCUCCUCUGGGGGUCAAGAGGACCCCGCCGGCCAGCAGUGGGCACGACCACGCUUCACACAGCCCUCCAAGAUGAGGCGCCGGGUGAUCGCACGGCCUGUGGGCAGCUCCGUGCGGCUCAAGUGUGUGGCCAGUGGGCACCCUCGGCCCGACAUCACGUGGAUGAAGGACGACCAGGCCUUGAUGCACCCAGAGGCCGCCGAACCCAGGAAGAAGAAGUGGACGCUGAGCCUGAAGAACCUGCGGCCGGAGGACAGCGGCAAAUACACCUGCCGCGUGUCGAACCGCGCAGGCGCCAUCAACGCCACGUACAAGGUGGAUGUGAUCCAGCGGACCCGCUCCAAGCCCGUGCUCACAGGCACGCACCCCGUGAACACGACGGUGGACUUCGGGGGGACCACAUCCUUCCAGUGCAAGGUGCGCAGCGACGUGAAGCCGGUGAUCCAGUGGCUGAAGCGUGUGGAGUACGGUGCCGAGGGCCGCCACAACUCCACCAUCGAUGUGGGCGGCCAGAAGUUCGUGGUGCUGCCCACGGGCGAUGUGUGGUCGCGGCCCGACGGCUCCUACCUCAAUAAGCUGCUCAUCACCCGCGCCCGCCAGGACGAUGCGGGCAUGUACAUCUGCCUCGGCGCCAACACCAUGGGCUACAGCUUCCGCAGCGCCUUCCUCACCGUGCUGCCAGACCCAAAACCGCCAGGGCCACCUGUGGCCUCCUCGUCCUCAGCCACUAGCCUGCCGUGGCCUGUGGUCAUCGGCAUCCCAGCUGGCGCCGUCUUCAUCCUGGGCACCGUGCUCCUGUGGCUUUGCCAGGCCAAGAAGCCGUGCACGCCCGCUCCUGCCCCUCCCAUGCCUGGGCACCGCCAGCCAGGGACAGCCCGCGACCGCAAUGGAGACAAGGACCUUCCCUCGUUGGCCGCCCUCAGCGCUGGCCCUGGUGUGGGGCUGUGUGAGGAGCAUGGGUCUCCGGCAGCCCCCCAGCACUUGCUGGGCCCAGGCCCAGUUGCUGGCCCUAAGUUGUACCCCAAACUCUACACAGACAUCCACACGCACACACACACACACUCACACACACACUCACACGUGGAGGGCAAGGUCCACCAGCACAUCCACUAUCAGUGCUAGAGGGCACCGCCUCUGCGGUGGGCACGGGGCCGGCCAGACAGGCAGACUGGGAGAAUGGAGGACGGGGCUGCAGAUGAAAGCGGGGGACCCAUGGCGAGAAGGAAUGGCCAGCACCCCGGGCACUCUGUGUGAGGCAUAGCCCCUGGACACACACACACAGACACGCUGCCUGGAUGCAUGUAUGCACACACAUGCACACACACACACUGCCUGAACACAGGCACAUGCAGACAUGCUCCCUGAACGCAUAUGCACGCAUGCACAUGUGCAGAUAUGCUGCCUGGACACACAGAUAAGCUGCCCAAACGCAUGCACAUGCACACAGACAUGCCAGAACAUACAAGGACAUGCUGCCUGAACAUACACACACAGAGAUAUGCUUCCUGGACAUGCACGCACACAUGCAGAUAUGCUGCCUGGACCCACACACGCAGAUAUGCUGUCCGCACAUAUGCACACACGUGCAGAUAUGCUGUCCAGACACGCACACACACGCGCAGAUAUGCUGCCUGGACACACACACACACGCGCGCGCAGAUAUGCUGGAUAUGCUGUCCGUACACACGCACAUGCAGAUAUGCUGCCUGGAUACACACACACACACACAGAUAAUGCUGCCUUGACACAUGCACACACAUGCACAGAUAUGCUAUCCGGACACACACACACGCCGAUACGCUGCCUGGACACGUGGGCUGAGGUGCUUUUGGGAGGGUGUGCUGUGAGGCCUGCAGUGCAUGUGUAGUGAGGCUCAUAGUUGAUGAGGGACUCUCCCUGCUCCACCGUCACUCCCCCAACCCUGCCCGCCUCUGUCCCCGCCUGGCCUUGGUGGCUAUUUUUGCCACCUGCCUUGGGUGCCCAGGAGUCCCCUACUGCUGUGGGCUGGGGCUGGGGGCACAGCAGCCCCAAGCCUGAGAGGCUGGAGCCCAUGGCAAGUGGCUGACCCCCACUGCAUUCUCCCCCAACAGAGAGAAGGGGCCUUGGUAUUUAUAUUUAAGAAAUGAAGAUAUUAUUAAUAAUGAUGGAAGGAGGGCUGGGUUGCAGGGACUGUGGACUCUCCUGGGGCCCGGGACCUGCCUGGUCGUUCAGCCACGCUGAUGCCCACACCCCGUCCAGGCCAGACACCACCCCCCACCCCACUGUCGUGGUGGCCCCAGAUCUCUGUAAUUUUAUGUAGAGUUUGAGCUGAAGCCCCGUAUAUUUAAUUUAUUUUGUUAAACAUGAAAGUGCAUCCUUUCCCUCCA